Molecule: messenger RNA, 1638 nt
Organism: Bipolaris sorokiniana ND90Pr
Lineage: Eukaryota; Fungi; Ascomycota; Dothideomycetes; Pleosporales; Pleosporaceae
Exons: 1
Coding region: 64-1356 (430 amino acids)
Cellular component (GO): nucleoplasm; nucleolus
Source: RefSeq, a predicted model, not a curated record
CUUUCGAUUCUCCACAAUCCAUCCCCGUCACUACUACGCGAUACACGGCCCCCAUUGCCCAUCAUGGCUGCCGACAAGAAACUCGCCAAGAAGUCCAGCUCGGACAAGAAGCAGAAUAAGACGUCUGCAGUAGCCGCGUCAACAACAACAGCCGCUGAAGCACCUCUUGACCUUGUCAGGAAGUUCCUCGAGCAGCAGGGAGAGAAAGGCGCUGCUAGCAAGCUCAAUGAGUUUGAGAAGUGGCAGAAGAGCGGAGGCGCAACCAAUUCCCCAGAUGCGCCCGAGCCCAUGGACGUCGACGAGGAGAGCGCCUCCAGCAGCGAUUCCAGCAGCGGCUCCGAUAGCGACUCUGACAGCGACUCCAGCAGCGACUCUAGCAGUGAGUCAGAGACUGAGAAGAAGCCCCAAAAGGCGAAGAAGGCACCUGUAAAGAAGGAUGACUCGAGCUCGUCGAGUUCGGACUCGAGCUCAGACUCUUCUGACUCAGAGUCGGAAAAGGAAAGCGCCCCCGUCAAGUCCAAAGCAAAGAAGGCCAAAUCUGUCUCAUCAUCUUCUGCUUCUUCGUCCAGCGACUCUAGCGACUCCAGCGAUUCAGACAGCAGCGAUGACGACGAACCUGCCAAUGUCCCUCUGCCCGACUCCGAUUCCUCGGCCGCAUCAAGCGAUUCAUCGGACAGCGACUCUAGCAGUGACAGCGACUCCGGUAGCGACUCCGAUAGCAGCUCCGAGUCAGAAAUCGAGAAGAAGACAAGCAAGAAGAACAAGGGCAAGAAGGCUGCUUCAGUGUCAUCUUCGUCUGCUUCUAGCGCUUCGGACUCUAGCGACUCCAGCGAUUCAAGCGACUCCGAAAGCGACUCCGACGCAAAGCCCACCAAGGCAAAGGCUAAGAAGAGUGGAAAGAAAGCAGCCACGCCAUCCUCUGACAGCUCCUCAAGCUCCUCCGAUAGCGAUUCGAGCUCUUCUGACAGCUCUGAUUCUGAAUCAGAAAAAGUGUCUAAAUCUACUGCGUCCGAGCGCAAGGGUUCCGCCAGUGACUCGUCCCACACCAUUCCCGCAGCAUCGCCUGCGCCCGCCAGUAACAAGCGUAAGGCUGUCUCCCCUUCUGCAGAGGCCCCGAAGUCAAAGCGAAGCCACGUCGAGAACCGAUUCCAGCGCAUCAAACCCGACACACAGGUUGACCCUAGGCUCGCAAGCAACGCAUAUGUUUCAUACGACUAUGCCGACCGCGCUCAUGCCAAGCUGAUCAUCACGAAAGGCAAGGGAUUCACCAAGGAAAAGAACAAGGGAAAGAGGGGCUCCUACAGAGGUGGUAUGAUUGAUACCUCUGGCGGCAAGGGUAUCAAGUUCGAGGAUUAGAUGACUAGUUGGACUUAAGGAUUUGAUCCGGAGUCUACAGUCCUUGAUAUCUCAACUCCACCAUGCACGCGCAGCUAUUCGAAAUAUUAGGAGCAACAUUUGCGCGCGUACGCCUGGGCGAGGGGAAACAGCAGAGGCACGAUCUUGAACCUUCAAAAUCGCAAAACAUGGAUCAUUGGCGCGUACGAUUUCGGCGAACUGGAGUUAUCAUGUACACCAAAAGCAACAUACCCUUCGAUGGCAGUACUUUAUAUUAGAUUUUGAGCGGUUGACAGACUGCUG